GCCCGCUCGGCUUCUGCUGCCGCUGCUAUGUUGCGCUGGCUGGCUCGAGUGGGGCAGGCAGUGAGCAGGCGAGUGGGUGAGCGGGGUUAUGAUGGCAGAGGCAAAGUGGAGCCGCGGCUGCUGGCUGGCUGACUCUCUAGCAGCUUCCUUUUCUUCUGCUAGAAGAGUACUGCUGUUGAUUCAGUGAGUGAAACUCUCCAGCCGUGUAUUCGUUAGUUGACUGGCCGCCUGGCUGACUGACUGUUAGCUAGUGAAUUUCGUGUGGCGUCUCCGUGUACUAAUGAUUAUUGCUAGAGGAAGAACAAAGCUCCACAUAUGAAUUAUACCACUAUGCAUGAUAUAUAUAGUGAACGGUGGUAUCGUCUUGAACACGAUGUAACGAGUGCUUGAUAAGGAUAAUUUUUUAACUAUUGUAAACUAAUUUAUAACGUAUAGGAAGACAAUAUCAACGUACGUGUGUGUGCUUGAAACCAGAUUUGCGGAAGACUCAGUAUUAGUAUUAUUUCGAGUGAUUGGUUUUAUUGCGGCGACGAUUUAUUCAUGAAGUCCUGCUAUCGGCCUGAACACCUUUCUCGCGCUACCGUUUCUGCGGAAAAAUACUGAGAAUGCCACUCUCGUGUUGUGCUGGACACCUCUCGCAGUGCUUUAAGUCGAGUGGUAUUCAAGAGGCUCCUGGUGUUGUCCUGCUACAGGCUAUCAAUUGCCCAUCAAGCACUACUGCGCACUAAAGCUGUAGUGGUCGUGGUCGUGGUGCAGAGGCGCAACAGUUUAACAUAGUUUAAGAGGCCGCUGCAAAGGGGCCUAAAGUUGAAGACCACGGAGGGCUAACCUAGACAAACGGGUGGCUGGAGCUUGUGGAGGGGGCGCCGUGGCGCUAAUGGCGCCCACCGCGCAGCCGGGCCCCUCUGCAGCUGGGGGCCUGGCGGGGGCGCACCGCCCCUACCCUUUACCCCUGCCUCCGCAUACGCACACCCAUGCCACGGUCUCUGGUAGCCAUUCUACCCAGCAGCAGCAGCAACAACAACAACACCAGCAACAGCUUCCGGCGUCUCCACGUCACCAUUCCGUUGUUGGUCAAGGGGGUCAGUUGGAUAAUCUUCAAGGACCCAUGCCAACACCGAGGCUAAAACUGCAUUCACGCUCAAGCCUCGUUGUAUCUGCCGAAGAGUUUGUACUGGGACAAAAGGAGCCUCUUUUGGUAAGCUGGGAUAUACGAGAAGACGUACAUCCGUUGGACUGGAUUGGUCUCUAUCGUACAGAUGAGACUGACCCGCAAAAGUACCUGGACAAGAAGGAGAUCAACAAGGGUCAUGCCUCCGGCAAGCAGACACUUACAGGCCGUGGUGGAGUUUUGUGGCCACUCGGAGAGACUGUCUUUAAUAACUUCGCCAAUUGCUCGCCAGAUGCUACCACUGAUGGCGCAGCGGACCACCACCGUGACCAGGUAGUGUCUUCGUGCUUUCGCUACUAUCAUGGACCGACGGCCAUGUGCAGGGCUGUUUCACCAGUUGUACAACUUUGUCGGACCAGUCAAGCACAACAGGAGAUGCUGAUGGGUUACUCAAGUCAGCAAUUCCCGCAGGAGAUGCUACGCUUCACUGUAACAAACCUGCACGCGCAAAACCUCAAACGGAGUCUGUUCUUCAGUCCCGAUCCGUACGUCAAGAUGAGCGUACAGCCGGGCCCUGGAGAGGGCGUUCUACUCUUACCACAUCAUGGGCAAGUAUUACGCACCGCCGCUGCCGAAAGCACAGUGAAUCCUCGUUGGACGCGACUCCAAUUCGAGUUUAUCGCCUAUCCGUCCGACGUGCUCGAAUUCGAGAUCAAGGACAAAUUUUCGCGGCCCCGGCCGCUUAUGAGCCGUUUCCUCGGAAAGUUGCGUGUUUCCAUACAGGAGUUGGUUGCGCAGUGUGGCGCAAAUCACGUCGCCGAGCUCAGCUACCCGUUGCUAAGUCGUAACCCUAGCGACCAGCCGAUUAGUGGUAACCUUCUAUUCAGCUUCUUCCUUGAAACAGUGGGUGCCGUCGACCCGUGGUUACACAUCCGACAGGUACAUAAUCCUGUAUUGGCCGAAGCCAGUCAGAGUUGCAGUACAGGGGGAUCUCUUUCAACGACGAGUUCGAGUACGUCACUGAGCGGACACAACAAUCCACCGCCCCCACCAGCACCAGAAUCCCCGCCAAAGAGAAGUACAUCGCUAGCACAUCGCCAGCAACAACAGCCGCUUAGGCGGGGGAUUAGUCAAACGCAAAGUUCCGAGAAUAGAAUUGGCGGAGAUGCUGUUUCGACAAUGACGACGGCAUCGACAGCGGCUGAUUUGGCAGUGGUCACAGCAACGGCGACGAAAGCGGCCACUUCUAGUCCGUGCGGACUUUCCGAAGAGGCUGAAGAUGAUGAGACUAGCAGCAACAGCAUUGAAGGAAGUGGUGCGUCAGAAGAAGGCAGCAGUGAGGUAACUGACAGGAUAGGAACCGACGAAGCAACUGGAACGUGUGCUAGACCUGCCGAAGAUGACCCACACCCACCACCACUUCCACCCAAGCAAAAAAACGUUCACAAGCCGUUGGAAAGGUCAAACGCGUCAAAUCCUGGCGGAGACGAGUAUUCCGUUACGUCGCCGACAGCAACCACAGCCGCAGGCGGAUCUGGCAACACAGGUGCAUCUGCAGCCAGCUAUUCUUUUGGAGGCAUGACAAACGGAAUUAUAGUGGGGAGUGCGGGCGCUGCUCCAUUUGCAACAAGCUGUGAUAGUUCCUCGACCAGCAGUGAAGAUGAAGGAGUCCUGGACAACCAGACAGGACCCGACGAUGACGGAGCUGAAAAAGAGGCGGUUCUUGAAACAGACAACCGAGCAGGCGUAACAGGACUGAUAGGAAAUAUCUCACAUCUAUCACUUGAACACUGUUCCCUUCCGCCCCUACCGACAGCACCUCAACAGACGAGAAGGCCUAGCUCCAGUAGCAUUGGUUCUAAUCGUGUGGGGUGUUCAAAUAUAGAAGAGUCGAUGUGCAGUAGCAGUUGUUUAGACGCGCCACCUGACAUGUCUGUCUUCAGUUGUGUGAUCAGGGGCGAGUCCGUAGAAAGUUGUGAACUGGGCUGUUCUCCCUCGGUAAGUUGUACGCAACUGAUUGACUCCGGGGGAGUGCCGCAGGGCGGCACUAAUUUCCAUGGGUUCGAUUCUGCGACAAUGGGCGCAUCUGUCAGUAACGUAACGCUUGGGACCUCUGUUCACCAGACUCAGCAACAGCAACACCACGCUGCGCAUCAAAACAAUGAUGGCGGUGCUGUGAUAGUAUCGUCCACGGCAGUAUCAGUAGGAAUGGAUGUGGGCAGUCAUGAGGAGAGAAGUUUGGACUCGUCUUCGUCGUCCAGCGGAUGCUCGCAGAUAACGAUGACGGAUGAGCCCAGUCUUUCAGAGGACGGCGACUCCGAUUCAUCUGAUGAUGACUCGGAAGAGCAGAGCCACGAUAACAAUAAAGCCAAUCGACGUACCUGUGCUGCCCCCAGAAACUCACCAUGCCAGGUAGUUUCGGGAGGGCAAGACGCUGAAGUUACAGGACAUAGCCCGUCAAGUUUACAGGCGCUUACACAGGAGUCGGUCCCGCAUAGCAAUUGCGCGGCAGCCUCCGCAUCGGCUGACGGUGCUGGCGAGGCCGCUCCCAGCUGUCCGCUAAGAACGGAGAGCCUGCGAAGGAGCGAUAUGCCCCCCACAGACAAUAACAACGCUAGUAGCAACAACUUAUCAAUGACGAGGCGUCAGGUUCCACUUAGUGCUGAGGAUCGCGAUCCACAGGCGGUCCUAUCCGGCGCGAGUCUAACUAGCGAUCGACCGCCGUCUCUCAUUCAUUCCCAUGGCGGUAGCCAGCAAAAUAGUGACGAGCAAAGGGAAGAAGACAGAAUUGACGGCGGCAGCAGCAGGGACACGACGGCAGGUGGGCGAAACACAAUCACGCGGUUACCUUCCAUUCCUGAACGAACAAUUCGCUAUCAGCGGGUAGACGUCGACGAUCCGUUACCAAUGGACUGGGAGGCGCGAAUCGAUUCUCAUGGCCGCAUUUUCUACAUCGAUCACGUUAAUCGAACGACAACGUGGACCCGGCCCACGGUCGCCCCCAGUGGGACAACUACCACAACUGGCCAGGUCGGCCUGGCGACGCCCGCCUCCGCCUCAUCUCUGUCUACCGAGCAGCUACAACGGCAACAGCUUGAUCGGCGGUACCAGAGUAUUCGGCGUACAAUGAGUAUGAGUCGACAGUACGGCAGUUUACUUCGGGAACAACACCAAUCACAACGAGAUCAGCAGGGAUCGGCUGCGGGCCAUCAACAACAGGCUGGCGGCGAUUCUCAUCAUCCUUCAUCGCACCAUCAUCAUAAUCAUCACAGUCAUACACACAAUCCGCGACUCGCUUCUAUCCUUCCUCAGCCAAAUCUGACGAUCCAGAACGGCAUCAUCAAUUUGCAGACAAAUCCGCAGCCAUCCCCGCCUAGUGGGGUCAUGCUUUCGCCUGGGCGCAGUUCGCCACCACCACCUGCACCUCCUGUUACGCCCAUGGCAUCGGUGACGACAGCGAGCAGUUCUUCCCCUGAUAGUUGCCUGUUAGACAGCGGAUUCGUUGGUAGCCCCUUAGGGGAACUGCCAGCCGCACAGCCUGCACAGGCUACCGUUACUGCACCUGCUUCUGCUGCUGCUGCUGCCUCGGCACAGGCUUCUGCCAUAAUCGGUAGUCAUAAGCCAUCCGGGGCCUCGAAGUACCUGAAGCUCCCCGCGGUUCGAUUCCUGUCCCGCUCAGACUUCUUUAAUGUCCUACAUAUGAACGAUGAAGCGUUAGCGCAAUAUAAUCGCUCAUCGAGUCUGAAGCAUAUGAUCAGUAAAAUCCGAAGGGAUGUCUCCAGCUUCGACCGAUAUCAGCACAACAGGGACCUCGUAGCACUGCUAAAUCGCUUCGCCGAUAGAAACAAGGAUUUACCUAGGGGUUGGGAAACCAAACUCGACCGAAGCUCGAAACAGUUCUUCAUCGAUCACGGAACACGAACAACGACAUUUAUUGAUCCACGUCUUCCAUUGGACGUGCCCUACCUCUAUCCAAAUAAGCCUGUCGUACCCCUAGCUGCUCGAAGAGCUACCCGAGGGGAUGCACAAGCGAGCUCUCAGCUCUCUCAGUCGCUAAACGCGGCUGCUGCGGCGGCAGCGGCAGCAGCAGCAGCGGCAACCGCGGGAAAUGGAACAGCUACCGUGGCGUCGGCCCAAACUGGCACCAUCAGCCCCGCUGGGUCAGGCAUGCAAGCCCCUCUUGGACCUGCAAGCAGAUCAGGAGCAACGCCGGCAGAUGAAGGUGAUGGUGCGGCGUGUUCACGUCCAAGGCCGUCGUCCUCUCCACAACCGCAACCGGUUCCUCCGCCUCGGCCCCCACAAACAGCUCCACCGUCUGCAGGCGCUGCAGUUCCCCCGGUACCAUUGGCUCCAACGGCGUACAAUGACAAAGUCGUCGCCUUCCUACGACAGGCAAACAUUAUGGAUAUAUUACGCGAGCGCCAGCCAUCGAUCCGCGACAAUAGUCAGCUGCGCGACAUGGUCAAUCAGAUUCGGCAGGAAGGUGUUACAGCUCUUACCCGCCUCAGUCACGACGUCGAUCUCACAAUUCUGCUUAGCCUCUUUGAACAGGAAAUCAUGUCCUAUGUGCCAGCUGCUUUAUCACAGGCCGCGCAGAAUUCCCCACACUCGUCACCCGCUAUGCAAAGGUCAAACGUUCGAGCUCCUGCGCCAUACAAACGCGACUUCGAGGCUAAAUUGCGUAGCUUCUAUAGGAAGCUUGAGUCAAAAAGCUACGGCCAGGGACCUUCAAAACUGAAGUUGAACAUCCGCCGGGACCACGUAUUAGAAGACGCUUUUAAUAAGAUAAUGGCUGCAAGUAAAAAGGACCUGCAGAAGAGCCGAUUGUACAUUGGCUUUGCAGGUGAAGAAGGCCUUGACUACGGUGGACCGUCGCGGGAGUUUUUCUUCCUGCUUAGCCGCGAGCUUUUCAACCCAUAUUACGGCCUGUUUGAGUAUUCGGCCAAUGACACAUACACUGUUCAGGUAUCACCGAUGUCUGCCUUUGUUGACAACCAGCACGAAUGGUUUCGUUUUUCAGGCCGGGUGCUCGGUCUGGCUUUAGUGCAUCAAUUCCUACUGGAUGCAUUCUUCACACGACCGUUCUAUAAGGCGCUGCUUCGUCUGCCUUGCUCCCUCAGCGACCUUGAAUAUCUCGAUGAAGACUUUCACCGUUCAUUGCAGUGGUUACGGGACAACGAUAUUUCCGAUCUCGGUCUUGAGCUGACAUUUUCGGUCACCGAAGAGGUUGCCGGAAAGACCCUAGAAAAAGAGCUUAAACCGGGCGGCCGAAACCUUCAAGUGACUGAGCGAAAUAAGAAAGAAUACAUUGAUAAAAUGGUGAAAUGGAGACUAGAGCGCGGUGUCGCUGAACAAACCGAGAGUCUUGUCAAAGGGUUUUACGAGGUGAUCGAUUCACGCUUAGUGAGCGUGUUCGACGCCCGUGAGUUGGAAUUGGUAAUUGCUGGAACAAUGGAAAUUGACAUCCACGAUUGGCGAAAGCACACAGAGUACCGCUCGGGGUACCACGACUCGUAUCCUGUCAUCCAGUGGUUCUGGAUGGCUAUUGAAAGAUUUGACAACGAACGCAGAUUACGACUUCUGCAGUUUGUCACAGGAACCUCAAGUAUACCGUACGAAGGAUUUGCAGCACUUCGCGGUUCAAACGGGCCCCGAAAGUUCUGUAUCGAGAAGUGGGGAAAGCCAACCAGUCUCCCAAGGGCACACACAUGUUUCAAUCGGCUGGACCUACCCCCGUAUACGUCAUUUGAAAUGCUCUAUGAAAAGUUGUUGUUAGCCGUUGAGGAAUCAAGCACCUUUGGAAUCGAGUGAAGCGAAAAAUGUUCAGAAAAUACUAGAUACUUUGAUCGCGUAUGGCGACAAAUCUGAAACGAGGUGCAAAUAUAGGGGAAACAAUAUUGAGGCGAGGUGGACCAUAAGACGUGCCGAAUGCUCUGUGAUUUUAUGUAAAUACUAAUUAUACGAUAUAUAUGUAAUAGUCGCACCGAAGGGGUCUCAUAUCCUACUGCGCUGUCCAGACUCGUGAUUGCUGGCCAACCUAUACCUGAUAAGUACAGAGUGCAGCUUGUAAAACACAUCAUUUUUUUCGAUUGGCUUCACUGUGAAUUAUCGUUGAACUCGACCAUUAUCGUUUCAUCAAUUUCGGCCAUUUACUGGUUCGCUAAGAGGUUAGAGAUAUGGCCAAAUCGGUAGCAAUGGCACAAGGUCGAAUUUGAUUGUUCUUGGUUGGACAAGCCAUAUAACUGUACCAGCAUAUUUUUCUAUUACAAUAUUGUUUCUAGACAAACAGCUUUUGAAUCGACAAAACACUGAUCUAAAAUGAAAAUGGACAUUGGUCACAUAGAUAUUCAACGCAUCGAUCGAAUCGGCACAUUAUUCCAAUUAGAAUGAGAAACAUCAAUAUUAAACACGUGACGGUGAAAGUAGGUGCAGUACUCAUGAUGAAAUGACGUGUACUAAACGGAAGACGAGUGUUCAUAGCAUUUAAAAAAUGUCCGAAAAAUGACACAAAUGUUAUUAAAUCGUAAAGGGAACAGAAAGAUAAAAAGACUGAAGAAACUGAACGUAAACAAACAGAACAGAAAUUGGAAAAGAUGGACACAUCUACGGGAUCCUCCACCCAUUUCUACGAGAAGUUGUCAUAGUUUUUUUUCCAUGAUAGCUUAUUUUGACAUCUCGUGUGGACAUACAAGGUUACAGUACAUCAUAUGGUUGCUUACUUACUGACCGGCUGGCUGAAAUACGGCGAUUUGUUCAGUGUGCCUGUUGGGCUUAGCCAACUUGCUUUGCACCGUGUGCGUCGUAGCUUUUGCUUACGCACACUUCUGCAUAUUUUCGAAUGAAAAUAAAAGGGUCGGCGCAUAUGACCGAUGAAGAUGGAAAUUACGACAUAACAUAUGAGGUAUAUAACGCAGCACAGCGUUCAAGCUAAAUGUAGAUACUAAACACCAGUAGACAUUUCCUCAAUGCUGUUUCUUUCAUGCAAAUAAAUAACGAAUGAUAAGUAAGUGAUGCUUUGGCCACUGCCUUGGAGGGCCCAAGGGAGAGGCAUUAACAGUUCUGUCACUGUAUGCGCGCUAAAAUUAGGUAUAUAGGUAUAUAUAUAUAUAUGCCUUCUUUAAUUCCGUAACCAUCUGCUUGAGCAUAAUGUUGAUACAGUAUGAAACGUACGCAUCCUGACGGAAUCAAGAGAGACUUCGUGUAUAUAGUUGAAGCAAUUGAAAGGUUGGCGAAUAAUACGAAAUGACGACGAAUGUAAUACGUAAGCACCAGGCCUGCCUAAAACAAUAGCGAAUAACAAAGAGCGUGGGACAGUUUCGAACUUUGGAGAAUCGAAGCAUACAUCAUUGGUGAGAAAAACGUAAAUGUAAGUUACUAUCCGAACGGACUUCCUUUUGACCCGCGUAUGGCCUCGUCACAAAGCGUAGUAUCUGCUAAACGCUCAUCAUAUAUAUACUUCGUUGUAUAUAUAUCACUGAAGAACAAAUAUAU
Messenger RNA from Varroa destructor (honeybee mite), 8602 nucleotides. RefSeq names its product E3 ubiquitin-protein ligase HECW2-like. Lineage: Eukaryota; Metazoa; Arthropoda; Arachnida; Mesostigmata; Varroidae. Gene Ontology annotation, biological process: regulation of dendrite morphogenesis; ubiquitin-dependent protein catabolic process; protein ubiquitination. Gene Ontology annotation, cellular component: cytoplasm. Gene Ontology annotation, molecular function: protein binding; ubiquitin protein ligase activity. The record is from RefSeq and is a predicted model, not a curated record.